This is a messenger RNA of Centropristis striata (black sea bass), 4144 nucleotides long. RefSeq names its product zinc finger protein 585B-like. Lineage: Eukaryota; Metazoa; Chordata; Actinopteri; Perciformes; Serranidae. Bases 8 to 3247 code for a protein of 1079 amino acids. The transcript is spliced from 7 exons. The record is from RefSeq and is a predicted model, not a curated record.
GGAUAAGAUGGAGCAGCAGAAGAAAACAACAACGAAAAGAGCAUAUGAUAAGUGGACCGACGAAGAGGUACGGGCCAUGUUGGCGUUCUGGGGCCAGGACACUGUGCAGAAAGGCUUCGAAAGCUCUCGGCGGAAUGAGUGGAUGUUCAUGGAAAUCUCGGCGCAUCUGAACACGUUGGGGUUCCACCGUACACCACUCCGAUGUCGCGAAAAACUCAAGAAACUUAAACAGCGCUACAGAACAAUAAAGGACCACAACAACAGCAGUAGUGCCGGCCGAAAGGACAGCAAGUGGUACACGCUGAUGGACACAAUACUGACCAACAGGCCAGCAUAUUCAGCACACACGUCGGUCAAAGAGUCUGCAAGCUCACCUACAGUUACAACAACACAGAACACGGUCGACGAGGAGGAAAGCGAUGUGGAGUCUACGUUAGCCUGGACAUUAGUAAACGACCCCGACUCCCUGGCAGGUUUCCUUCCCCUUUCGUCUCUCCGUCUUAUCGUCCCUCCUCUGCAGCUUGUGUCUGCAGCUCUGUGGGAGAUAGUGAAGCAGGGAGCUGUGAUAUACUAUGGUCUGCUGGAGGAGUUCGUUAGCACAGUGUUGGAAACUGUCCCUGAACUGCUCACUUACACAGAGAGAGUCCAGCUAGUUAUGGGCCUGCGUGCAAAGGUGGUGCUAGAGUUGUGCUGCAAGGAUGGAUUGGCCAGCCCACAGGCCAUCCAGCAUCAUCUGAGCAGAAUAAACGGCUACAUUAUAAACCAGGAUGAAGAGACUUCCAGCUCUGAGGUUAAAGCAUCGGUGGCAAACUUCCUGAAGCUUGUUCACACUCUGGUGGAUGAUCAAUGUCAGAGGGAUAUCUUUUAUCAGAAAAUCUUCCCAACAGUGUUCGGCCCUAAAUAUGACUCAGCCCUGCAGGCUCUAAUGAGAAAAUUCCUCUUCAAUCUGCAGAAGCUGCUACCUGUUCCAAACCUUGAACAAACUUCCCUCUGGCUCAGUCUUUCCCCUUCCAUCCUGAAAGAGUGUGCAGACUUCAUGAAUCAACCUGAGCCCCUGAACACACUUAUUCAGCAUCACAAACAUCAUGGCCACAAAGUUCCACAAGCUGUGUCUUCCUCCGGUGAUGACUGCAUACUUUCCAGCCUGUCCUGUCACCUGCCAAACAUGGACAAUGAUGGAGACACACUUUGCAGUGAGACGAAAAGGGGGGAAGAAGAAGACUUGAAGGAAAUAAAUGCAGAAUUAAUAAGAAAUGUUGAAAUAAAUGGACAGCAGCAUGUUGAUGAUCUGACUGGAGACCAAGGAGCCUAUAUUGAAGUAAUCCUCCAACCUUUUGAUGAAAGUGACUCUAAUGAUGAUGAAGACACGGACGAAAAAUGCUUCCCCCAUUUGAAAUCUGGCAGCAGGACAUCCUCAAAAACCUUCAAGUGUGCAGUUUGUGGCCAAGAUUUUGGUUCCCUGAGCAAACUAAAGAAGCACAAGUUUACCCACAGCACAAACACGAUGAGUCAGCCAAAUUCUGUGAGCCAAAGUAGCUUGUUUGAGAAGAUAAAUUUACAUCAGAAACCAAAGACUUGUGUUGGGAAUAAUGCUUCACGAAGUGAGCUUCCAUCAUUGGAAAGUGCUGAAGCACAUGGCACAUCGAAUCUGGAUAGCCUUUCAAACUUUCAGCAGUCUAAUGAUGACUCUAGUCUUGUUUGUCAUGUUUGUAGCAAGGUUUUCACUUGCGUAAAGAAUUUUGAUGAACAUCAGAAGACUUGUGUAGCAGAGACAGACCCACAGUGUUCCACGAGCACAGCUCAGCACUCCAAACCAAACCCUGCUGAUGAGACCAAAGAGUCUACAGAUGUGGCAUCUUCUGACUCUCCACAAGAGCAAAGUAGUAAAAGAAGCAGUCGUGUCAAACAAUGCUCUGUAUGCGGGAAGAUAUUCACGUGUUCUGCUGACUUGACAAGGCACAUAAGAUGCCACACUGAACAGAGCCCUCACCUGCAUUCUUACUGUGGGAAAGACUUUGGAAGCGAUGAAGACUGUGAGAUGCACCAGAAAGGUAAAUGCAGAGCUGCACAGGACAAUUACUCAAGCAAUGCAAAUAAAAGGAAUCAGGAGAAUUACGUUGUUUCCUGUAGUGUAACUCAGCUCCCAUCAGCUUCCUCGCAGGAUGAAUCACCCCUGACAUGUCAGGAAUGUGGCCAGGAUUUUACUGACUACAAGAGUUUUGAGCAGCACCGGAGCAAAUGUUCCAAAAUAGUUCCUCAAAGGGAAGAGCAAACAAAUGCAAAACAUGUCGUUAUCAACGCUUGUAAUUUCAAAUCGGCCGACAAUGCUGAGGCAAGUUCUGAAAUGAAGGAAAGUGAAACUGCAAAAACUCCAGCCUCCGCAGAUCGUGCAGAUGGCUCGCAGAAUAAAUCUCGCAACAUCAAGUGCACCAUGUGUGAGAAGAGCUUCUCAGAAAUUGUCCUCAUGAGAAGACAUUAUUCUAAGUCACAUAAAGUCCGAGGCUCGUACCCGUGUCCUCUGUGUAAGACCACUUUUGUGAGGUUGUCCGAAUUGGUUCGACAUCACCAAAACAAAAGAUUGUACCAGUGCGCCGUCUGCAAGAUAUGUUACUCAGAGCUAAGGCUACUAAAGGAUCAUGAGAAGGUACACAGUGCAAGUGUGACACCACACAUCUGUGAAAGGUGCGGGAAAAGCUUAAAAUCUCUCCCUCUUCUGAUUCUACACCAGAGCAAGUGCAGAGGGCAGCAAUCAAACGUUUGUUCCUACUGUGGGAAACCAUUCUGUUCAAAAUACAGCUUGAAGGCUCAUAUGGUGAGCCACACAGGUGGCUACCCGUGCCCAGUCUGCGGGAAGAAAUUCAAUCAGAAAACGUACCUGAAAUUCCAUCUGUAUAAACACACAGGGCAAGAGCCGUACCUCUGUGACACAUGUGGGAAAGGCUGGCCGUGUGCCGCUCAGCUCAGGCUUCACAUGAUUGAACACUCGGAGGAAAGGCCGUUCAAGUGCAACGAGUGCGAUGCGUGUUACAAGAGGGCGUCCCAUCUGAUGGCUCACCGUAGAUCCAAGCACAUCAGGUUGCGACCAUUCGUGUGCAAGGUUUGCAGCAAAACCUUCAGAUUAAACAAUGAGCUGAAGAAUCACAUGAUGAUUCACACAGGGGAACGGCCUUUCGUGUGUCCAAGGUGUAACAAAAAAUUCAUGAAAAGAUAUCUCCUUAGGGCACACAGAGAAAAGGCAUGUCUGUGACUUCAUGGACUGUAUACAGAACAUAUAUGUACCUGAGCACUGGAGCAGGCAGAGCACAGAUAACCCUACUAUUAGACUUGUGUGUUUUUGCAUCCCCACUUUUUGAUCGUACCGCUUUGCAAUUUUUAAAAACAUUUCAGUGCUUUUUGGAUCAAAAAUAUACAGGUAUAUCUUGAUCCAAGCAUUUUCCUCUUGUAUCCUGGACAGUGUCUGAAGAAUCAGAUCCUGAGUUGCCCUUUCACAUGUAUAGCCAAUGGAAAUACUCAAUUUGGUUUAAGUGAGGGGUUCAGGAGGCAGAAAAUGUUUUGAAAAGUGCAGUUUGAUUGUAAUUCAGCAGCUUAUUUUACAAUCACAGGAAGUCCUCUCUCCUAUUGGUGCUACCUUCACGGCGGAGUGAUCAGGCCCAGUAAAAAACAAUACUAUGAAACAGAACUGGAGGAAUUUGAUACCCUUGUUUUUCUUUCUCUUUGUCAUAGUGUCAGUAUUGCAAUGAUCAUUAAUGGGGGAAAAACUAGGCCCAUUUGAGAUAAAAAAGAGGGAAAAACCAGGAGAAUUGGAAAAGUCAACUGUGUAUGAGACAGAAUCAGGUUACCAACUGGAGAAUGACCUCUCCCACCCCAGCUUAUCAUGUGCUCCCCAAAUGUUAAAAAAAAAAAUAAUGCAUUAUACACACAAAAUGUAUCUGACAAAUUAUUUGCAAUAUAAACUGAGUUUUGUAGUAAAAAAGCAGUUUACUUGGUCAUGAUUGGAAGUUCUACAUCUUCCUUUUCCUGUCACUAUCUUGCACCCACACCCAUGCAUGUACUGCAACUUCUGUCAUCAUCUAAUACUGUAUAUGUAUGAUGCCUUUUAAAAUAAAGCUACAGAUGUGAAUAAACUACCACAUUUUGUCUGAUA